Protopolystoma xenopodis is the source of this 228-nucleotide messenger RNA. The record is from the annotation of a GenBank genome assembly. NCBI's taxonomy places the organism in Eukaryota, Metazoa, Platyhelminthes, Monogenea, Polystomatidea, Polystomatidae.
AUGUCAUUCCUGGCCGGUUUGCUCGGUCCGAUUCGGCCCGGUCAAGUGGUGACAGUACAAGCGCACACAGGCACGGACGGAAGCACAGACACACGGCGAUCCACUCACAGAUUGAGUCGUCGAGGACCGCCGUGCAACAGUCUCGGGGUUCAUGAGACCCGCUCGCCUAAAUUGCUGCUCAAAAAGGGGCUUAAGCCAAACCACAAGCUCAACAAUAGUCAACCAUAG